CUUUAGACCAUUUUCACGUGGGUCUAGUGUGUAUGUUUUCAUAACCUCCUUUUCUACAUAUCAAAAAUUGUGCAGUUACUUUUAUUAUAUUAUGUGCGCUUUUUACUAGAAAUAAUAGAAUGUCAAACGCUGGCUCUUCAACUUCUCGUUACUCUCCGUCUCGAGGUCCACUGGAUGAGACAGGAACUAAGUUGGACCCCGCUGGCUUUUUACCACAUCAAAUCCGAAAUAUGUGUAUAUUGGCACAUGUCGAUCAUGGGAAAACGACGAUCGCUGACUCCGUACUGACUUUAAGCGGUAUUGUACAGGAUAGAGCUGCUGGAAAUUUAAGAUUCAUGGAUAACCGAGAUGACGAGCGGCUACGGAAAAUAACCAUGAAGAGUAGUUGUGUGGCUAUCCCCCAUUUCGUGUCCAAUCCGGAAGGGCGAGUUCCACAAUUAAUUAACCUGAUCGACACACCCGGACAUAUUGAUUUCGAAAAUGAAAUUAAUUUCGCUACUAGUUUAUGUGAUGGGGCUCUGUUUGUAGUAGACGUGGUGGAGGGAUUGACCCCUCAAGCGAAAUCAGAACUUCGCUGCGCUUACAAUGAUGGGUUGAAAGUAGUGUUAGUUCUUAAUAAAAUUGACCGAUUGAUUCUUGAAUUAAAGUGCGAUGGACUUACAAUUUUUGAGAAACUCUGGAAACUAGUUGCUGAUUGUAAUGGUUGUAUUAAUACCAUAAUACAAGGAAAUCCAGUUGAAACUGCUGCCUUAUCCGAUGUAGCUUUUAGUCCUCAGAAAGGAGAAGUUAUUUUUGCGAGUGGAGUUGAUGGUUGGGGAUUCACUUUAAAAGAUUUUGCGGAACUCUUUGUACAUUUAAUACAGGGAGAAACGGUAGCAAGUCUCACCGACAAACUGUGGCAGGAAGAUCUUUAUGUUAGUGGCGCUACAAGCACAAUAAAAGAGGGUGCGAUGGCUAAAUGUAUUCCUAACGUUUUUGCUCAACUAAUUUCGGCUACUUUAAUACACAUAUACAAUAAAAUAUCAGUUGAAGAGAAGUUUGAAGAAAUUCCCAAGAUUUUAAAGAAACUACAUAUUGACGAUACUAAUUUACACUUGGGUAGACAUUCUGGCCGAACAAAAACAAAGAUGAUUAUGACAAGAUGGAAGAGUUUAGGUACUAUUAUAGCGAGACAAUGCUAUGAGAUACUCCCUUCUCCUAUUCAGCUGGACAGGUGUGGCACGCGUGAACGUAAAUUUAACAGAGACCACAGCUAUGCUUCCUGUUUUUAUCGCUCUCAGUUUAAUCGUAUCUCACCAGGAACGAUUGAAGGUAAAAUGAGAAAAGUUCUUAUACAGAAUUUAUCCAAUGUUCCUCUUCUGUCUAAGAAAAAUUACUAUGAAUUGUGUCAGAAGGUGACUAAAAUGUCAGAAAAUGCAUUUUUGCAAUUAUUAUUAUCGGAUGAUGACCUGCAAGUUAUGGGUUUAGUUCGAAUUCAGAAGGGAUUCUUUCGAGUCGGACAACGAUUAACGAUAGUAAAUCCAUUCCUUGAUCCUGGCAGUUAUAUGGCGAAGCUCAGGUUUGGCUCAAGCACAUUAGUCAAAGUUAAAAUUAAAGACAUUUACAUACCCCUUGGGAAGGAAUGGAGAAAAGUUGAAAGUCUUGGUUGUGGUUAUAUAUGUGGAGUAUCGCUUACACAGCCAUUCCCCUUCCCUAAAUGCACAAUUGGUGAUCAUCACCCUAUGCCUAUAUUUCAAGAAUCUAGACCUGAGCCAAUUAUGUAUAAUGUUAUUUCACCUUUAUCCCCACGAGAUUCAGCUGCUGUGAGGAUAGGAUUACAGUUAUUACAGCAUUUGGACUCAAGUGUAUAUACUUUCACCAAUGAAAUGGGCGAGUUUAUCUUAUGCACAGCUGGUAAAGUACAUUUAGAUAAGUGCCUUAAUGAUCUUCGUCAGAACUUUGUUGAUCUACCAAUGGCAGUGUCUGACCCCAUUUAUUCCCUACGGGAAACCAUAACCUGUCCAAAUGCCACACCAGUUUCAGACACAAUAUACAUAAACCCAAACGUUUCAUUUCAUUUAGAGUUUUACGUAACCCCUAUACCAUCAGAUAUAUUAGAAGUUUUAAAAAAAUAUCAUUCUUUAAUACUUAGUAUUACCACUCAUCAGUUAGUUACACCAUCCGACCUAUAUGGGCGUUUUGAAAAAAAUGAACAAUUUGUGCCAUACGUAGAUAAACUGUUACCAUACGAACCCAAUGUUGUGAAAGAAAUGUGUGACGAACUCGGCGAGGCUAUGAAGCAAGACGACGGAAUCUUCAGGCAACUCAGUGCACGAAAUAUAUUGUUAAUUAGUGAUUCAGAAUCUACCAUAAACGGCAUGUUUAACCUUGUCCAGAACUAUAAUGCGAACAUGUUCAUAACGCACAAUGAAUGUGAUCAACGUACACACAUCUUUAGUAGUAUUUUACGAGCGUUUCAGCAAGCGUGCCAUGCAGGACCUAUUUGCAAGGAGCGCAUAUCUAACUGUGCUUUCAUGAUAACGAAGUUUGAUGUGAUCGGGCAGGGCGAUUUAAUAUCCGAUGGGAUUGAAAUUGUGGCUAGACACAGUGUUGUGCUCUCAUUGAAAUCACUGUUCCAUAAGGCCUUCAUGGCGACUGAAAUUACGAUUAUGGAGCCGAUGGUGCUGGCAACUGUUUCUUCUAGUAAUGCGGGGAAAGUUUGUGAAGUGGCUGCACGCUAUUUUGGACGGGUGCUUCCUCUAACUUAUUACGAGGAAGAAAAUGUGAUUAGAGCAGUUAUUCCGGCCAGAGAAUCCGAUGCGUUCGUUCGAGAUGUCCGUGGACUCACUAUGGGCUCGGCUGUCGUUUCAUGCGUUUUUCAUGGCUAUGAGCACACACGUGAUUCGGUCGAUCCAGAUGAAGAAGAAAAACGUACUACUCGUUUAAAUCCACGCGCUGAUCAACUGGUCAAAGCCGUCUUGCAACGUAAAGGAAUGAACUCAUUCGAUGAACUGCUUUUUAAGGGUGAAAAGCAAAGAACUCGGAAGAAAUAAGUAUUAUGUACAUAGGUUUUUAAUAUUGGUAGUUCAAUUUUUCAUAUUUUGUUUAGUGGUAUGUACUAUGUGUCAUCUAAACAUUUAUUAACAUUAUUAGUUGAGUUCAGUUAUACCUAUGUGUUUCAUAUUUUAUGUUGCAUUAAAAAAAAUGGUUGUC
Messenger RNA from Photinus pyralis (common eastern firefly), 3192 nucleotides. RefSeq names its product ribosome assembly protein 1-like. Bases 120 to 3032 code for a protein of 970 amino acids. Gene Ontology annotation, cellular component: cytosol; ribonucleoprotein complex. Lineage: Eukaryota; Metazoa; Arthropoda; Insecta; Coleoptera; Lampyridae. The transcript has 5 exons. Gene Ontology annotation, biological process: cytosolic ribosome assembly. The record is from RefSeq and is a predicted model, not a curated record. Gene Ontology annotation, molecular function: GTPase activity; GTP binding; ribosome binding.